Molecule: messenger RNA, 895 nt
Organism: Haliotis rubra (blacklip abalone)
Lineage: Eukaryota; Metazoa; Mollusca; Gastropoda; Lepetellida; Haliotidae
Product: low affinity immunoglobulin epsilon Fc receptor-like
Exons: 3
Coding region: 4-822 (272 amino acids)
Molecular function (GO): signaling receptor activity
Source: RefSeq, a predicted model, not a curated record
ACGAUGGACAGAGCUAAGCUUCACGCUGUAGCUGCAGUUUUAUACCUGAUGAUGAUAGUGAAGCUUCAUGCCGUAGAGGAUAAAGAAAACGACACAGAUACGUGUAUUCUGAAGUUAAAGGAGAACGCAAAACGCGUUCGGUCGGAAGUGAUAAAUGAGUUGAAGGAAGAGAUAAAAGAGGAAUUUAAAAAUGAGUUCAAACAACUUGAGCUCCUCAAGAAGGAGAUUCUUCUGGAGAGAGCACGCCAGCGGGUGAUGGAGGAGAAGGUUGAUGUGUCCUAUGUGGGAGUUCAGAAACUUGAGGCUGCUCUCUCACAAUGCACUGUGAUUUCAACAAUCCCCAUCACAGCCGCAAACACAACAACCUCCACCACCACCACCACCACUACGACGACUACAGAAAAACCCCCAAAGGUGUGUGCUGCUGGCUAUGUAAAAUUUGAAGACCACUGUUACAUACUGGAGCUGGACAAAACCAGUUGGGGUACUGCAAGAAGUAGAUGCCGUGGGCUUGGUGCUGAUCUCGUCUCUAUCAAUACGGAAGCUGAGAACGACUUUCUGCUGGAGAAAGUAAAGGAAUACUUCCCGCCUAACCAGCAGAAUUCUGAAUAUUUCUGGAUGGGGAUGUUGUAUGCAAGCAGCAAAUACGUGUGGGCUGACGGCACAGAUGUUGGCUUCACUGACUUUCCGUCAGGGGAACCGAACUGUAUGAAAGAUGGCACAUGUAAAGCAUUUAUUACUACGUACAGGUCAUCUUACAAGUGGGAGGAUGCACGAAGUACCUAUGACUUCUUCUACAUAUGCGAGAAAGAUGCGUUCUAGGGACAAGAUUACUUUCUCAAAGGGGCGAAUUGGUCUAUAAAGCCAAAAUAAAUAAACUAAUUCGAUAACCGUA